Messenger RNA from Emericellopsis atlantica, 925 nucleotides. Its product is annotated as ribosomal protein L21-like protein. Lineage: Eukaryota; Fungi; Ascomycota; Sordariomycetes; Hypocreales; Bionectriaceae. Bases 164 to 793 code for a protein of 209 amino acids. Gene Ontology annotation, cellular component: ribosome; mitochondrial large ribosomal subunit. The record is from RefSeq and is a predicted model, not a curated record. The transcript has a single exon. Gene Ontology annotation, molecular function: structural constituent of ribosome.
UGACUGUGGCUGGUGUCUGUGUCGGCAUUCGUGGCCGACAAUUACCCGGUGGAUCUCCAAAGCAUUUGUCCGGUCCAGCCCAGAAAAGUUGCAUACACGCGCCUGGGGAAUUCCAUCCAACGAGAUACACCACCCCAAUCGCGUGCACCCUCUGCGCUCCAACAUGAGCAGGACACUCUUUCGCUCCGCCGCGCCGGCGCUGCGUGGUGCCAUUGUCCCGCCGUCCAUCCGCCUGGCGACGCCCUUGCUGGCCCGCGCCUUCAACACCACAGCUCCCAUCGUCGAGCCCGUGCCACCGGAGCAGCAGCACAUCAACAACGCCGCCAACCCUACCGCGCACCAUGUCCGACCGCUCGCCUUCAAAAAGUCACACCCGGCCCCGCCGCCGGCGCCCAUUGAGGACUCUGUCCGCAACCUCCUGCCCUUCCUGGCCGCGCAGCCCGGUCACUACAUCACCGUCCACAUCCACGGGUUUCCGUACCUCGUGCAAGAAGGCGACGAGAUCCGUCUUCCGUUCCGCAUGCCGGGCGUCUUGCCCGGUGAUUUGCUCCGGCUGAACCGCGCCAGUGUCAUCGGUAGCAGGGAUUACACCAUGAAGGGAGCACCUCACAUUGACGAGAGGGUGUUCGAGUGCCGGGCCACAGUCACGGGGACAGAGAGCGAACCGCUGCGGAUCAAAAUCAAGAAGAAGAGGAGGCAGAGGCGGGCGAGGCGCGUGCACAGCAAGCACCGCUACACAAUCUUGAGGAUAUCGGAACUGAACAUCAAGAACGCGGAUAAUGUGGAGCUGUAAUGUCAGGGAUGGUACGACAAAAGUGUACAAAAGAAAGGAGCUCCUCGGGUUUCGUCGUGCAGAUACGACAAAUCAGAAGCUCCAAAUGUAUGUAUAGUAGGGUCAUUGGGCAUUGCAAUUGAGAGAAGCAUA